Molecule: messenger RNA, 2688 nt
Organism: Colletes gigas
Lineage: Eukaryota; Metazoa; Arthropoda; Insecta; Hymenoptera; Colletidae
Product: putative fatty acyl-CoA reductase CG5065
Exons: 7
Coding region: 467-1981 (504 amino acids)
Biological process (GO): long-chain fatty-acyl-CoA metabolic process
Cellular component (GO): peroxisome
Molecular function (GO): alcohol-forming very long-chain fatty acyl-CoA reductase (NADP+) activity
Source: RefSeq, a predicted model, not a curated record
AGAAGCUUAGCAAAGACAAUGACUUCUCGACGGUAGAUCACGCCGCGCGCCUAAGUCACUGGUCAAGUAUAAGAAUAACCGCCGCCAGGGAUAAAGUGUUCGCCGAUCGCGCGUAGACGGUCAGUCCGUGUUUGGUAUACCUUCGUUAUGAUUCGCUAAGGGAUUACCCGAUACGCCUCCCGUUGCACGUAGUUUCCUCACACGAUAGCUCUCCCCGUGGGACGAAACGUUUGAUUCUCGCCAGACAAGUACGGUGUCGGCCGAACGAGCAACAGGGCGCACGUACAAUUCCGCUCCUCUCUUCGCGAUCGAACGUCUUCCCGACCGCGUUUUCCGUUCGCGAUAUCUCCGCUAAAAAAGAGGUAGCCGUGUGAUUUGGUGAAACCGAGGCUCCAGAACGUCGACAAGUUGCUCAAACUCGUUUCGUGAUUUUUCCUUCGGCUUGCUCGCUUUAGCGUUUCCGGAAAUGGAAUCAAAAAUUACAUCUGUAGCAGAAUGGUAUCGUGGCCGAAAUAUCUUUAUCACCGGAGGCACUGGAUUUAUGGGGAAAGUUUUAAUUUACAAACUAAUGCUCAGCUGUCCGGACCUUGGCAACGUUUUCGUACUGAUCAGAAAGAAGAGAGGAGUUGAACCACAGGCCAGGCUACAACGCAUACUACAGGAAGAACCAUUAAAAACGAUCAACGAGAAGUAUCCAGAAAGGUUAAAGAAACUCAUACUGGUUUCUGGCGAUACCAUAGACGACGACCUCACAUUAUCCACCGCCGAUAAGGAAAGAUUGCUACGAGAAGUCUCUGUGGUCUUUCAUAUGGCGGCAAACGUGAAAUUUGAUUUGACAUUGAAGGAGGCAGUGACGAUGAACGUUAUGGGCACCCAAAACGUCGUAAAUCUUGUGAAAGAGAUGCCACACUUAGUGUCGUUCAUCCACGUUUCGACAGCGUAUAGCCAAUGUACCGAACCGGUGCUCGAGGAAAGAUACUACGAGUGUUCAGAACAGCCGGAAGUCGUGAUAAACACCGUAAAGAAUCUAACGGACGAUGUUCUUCAUGCAAUGACGCCGAAGAUAUUGCACGGUCAGCCGAAUACAUACGCUUACAGCAAAGCUCUCAGCGAGAAUGUGGUUCAAAAAUCCAAUCUUCCUGCGGGCAUUGUCAGACCUUCGAUAGUGGUGGGAUCGUUAAAAGAACCGGUAGUUGGUUGGGUAGACAAUAUAAACGGACCUAUGGGAUUAAUGAUAGGGGGUGGAAAAGGAGUGAUCAGGAUUAUGCUCUGCGACUACGACUGUUUGUUGAAUAUAAUUCCCUGUGACAUGGCGAUCAACGCGAUGAUCACGUUUGCAAGGAAAAUAGGAAUGGAAAAACCUAAGAUGCCAAUAUAUAUGAACGUGGCUAGUGGAUCUGAGAAUCCACUCUCUUGGGGUUAUGCCAUAGAAAGUGGAAUUAAAUGGACAAGGAAAAAUCCAUUCUCAGGUCUUCUGUGGUACCCAAACGGAAGCUUAACUUCGUUGAAGUUAUACUUUUGGGUCUGUGUAAUCCUGUUUCAUUUACUACCAGCGUAUAUCAUAGACACGAUAAUCACGUUAACUGGAAACAAACCGUUUCUGGUGAAGGUACAAUACAAAAUCAACGCCGCUAUCAAAUUGAUGUAUUACUAUACUACGAAGGAUUGGCACUUUCGAAAUGAUCGAAUGAAACAACUGCAGCUCGAGUUGAAUCCAUCCGAUAGAGAAGUAUUCUUUAUGGACACGGCGGUAAUUUCCUGGGACGAUUUCAUAUGUAUAUAUUUACUAGGCGCUAGGGAAUACUUUCUGAAAGACGAUCCUUCGACUUUACCUCGCGCACGAAAAAUUCUUAAUUACCUAUACUACGCCGAUACGUUCGUGAAAACCAUUUUCACCAUUUUCGUUGUAUGGAUCGUAUAUUCUUAUUUAAGCCCUUAUAAAGAACUGACUGCGACAACUUUCGAUGUUCAUGAAAUUUAGAUAUACUUUAAAGUAAUAUUAUGACUUUAUCUCGCGGUGACAAUAUUUCUAUAUGUUUACCCUGCAUUUAAAUUUCAAUCGUGCGUUUGUUCCUUUUACCGAUCAAGUUUAACUUUCAUUGUCUCUCUUGACGAAGACAUGUCAGAAAGAGGAAGAUUCGCAAUUGUUCUCCCAAACAAGAGAAGAAUUAUGUCUAACGUCGCGAUACACAGAACCACUUUAACGUUGAAAUACUGAAGUAGGAAGUGUCAUAAGUAAUAAGUAAUAUUUUGUCAAUAAUGCAUGUUGGUUUCUUGUGUUUGUAUUCACUGUUCUUACAGAGUUUCACAUUUGCUAUAAUUGUGUCUCUACGAUAUUUACAUGUUGAAAAGUUUUUCAACGCUAUCUUUGUUUCACAAGAUUAAUUUUAGUUUCUUCAAUCAUAAACCACCGUUGUUGCAACAAUUAUGAAUACAUUUACUUUUCAUACGCGACGUAUACUAUGUGAUGAUAAUUACAGAAAUGCAAUUAAACAUUUAUAGAAUAUGCUUAAUUAUUCUUGUAUGCUUUUAACAUAUAAGAUGCAGUAUGGUCUUUAAAGAAUGUACUGAUAAAUAAAUGCAGUAUGAUGAGGUGACUGUAUUAAUAAUUUAUUUUACAAAAUUAGCCAUAAUGCGAAGCAAAUUAAAACGAAACGCAUACAAUCGUUUCUUGUAUUAGUCAUUUAA